AUGGAUGGAUGGCAGGAGGCGUUUCGUGGAGGUCUGUCUGGAUGUGAACAAUCCUCACAACGACUUGGCCUCGGUCGAACCGCCUCGAGCUCGACCUUGAGGUCAGGGCGCUCAUAUUCUCUGCUCAUUGUACGGCCGGCCCCACCGGCCCACCAGCCCCCACUUACUUACCGGACGAUCCGCAAGAGGAGCCAAGUAUCGGCAACUGUCGACCGGUGGACUGAUGUCUGCGGUCUACGUCAAGGCGAUGUCGUCCUGACGACGGACGCUCGGGUCUCCGGGACGCGGACGUGUCCCGUUCGGCGGAUUGGCGGCCUCGAGACUGCCGGCUGGCCUGGCGGCGACACUGACAAGGCGGCCGAUAGACUGCCAGACUGA
Messenger RNA from Protopolystoma xenopodis, 378 nucleotides. Lineage: Eukaryota; Metazoa; Platyhelminthes; Monogenea; Polystomatidea; Polystomatidae. The record is from the annotation of a GenBank genome assembly.